GCUGACGCGAGCACAUUGGCGGAUGACUCAAACCUGCGUCAUACAUGGUCGUGAGUUGCUCUAGUAAUGGUUUUCUUCUUCUGCGUCCAUCCUGUCCGGGGGCUUUGCGCUGCGCACCAUCACAACCACGUGGAAAGCAAAGACGCGGUGCAGCUCCUCCUCUUCGAUGUUCUUGCGAUCCACGCGCACUUUUCGCGUGUCGCGCGCCCACCCGUGAGCGUGGCAGGGAUCCUGCACAUGGACGCCGCCGCCCGUCACCCAUGAAGAGCCUCCGCGUCGCGUCGUAACACCCCUAAAAAUCCACCCGAGACGCACAUCUUCCAAUCUCCCAAUCAGACAUCUCCCAACUUUCUUUCUUUGCUUCAACCCUCCUUGGCUCAAGCUCCCACACGUGUGCUCAGCCAUGCCGAACAACACUCGAGUAACCCAGCUGGAGCACAGCAGCGAGCCGGUCACCGAGUCCGUGGCCGACCUGCUAUCUCUGGAGCACCCCAUGGACUACAAGAGCAGUCAGAUGAGCAUGGGGCUCAGUCCGGGCUCCACUGCCCCAGUAAGAGCCCUUCUGCCCUCCCCGGACCCUGACGCUGAGGACGGGAGGCCGGCCUGGAACAAUAAGAUGGAGUACAUCCUGGCGCAGGUGGGCUUCUCAGUUGGGCUUGGGAACGUCUGGAGGUUUCCAUACCUGUGCCAAAAGAACGGUGGAGGUGCCUACCUGAUUCCGUACUUCAUCCUCCUCAUCCUCAUCGGCAUCCCGCUGUUCUUCCUGGAGCUGGCGGUGGGUCAGAGGAUCCGACGUGGCAGCAUUGGCGUGUGGAACUACGUCUACCCCCUGUUGGGAGGCAUCGGGGUUUCGAGCCUGAUGGUUUGCGGCUUUGUGGGCCUCUACUACAACGUGAUCAUCGGAUGGAGCAUCUUCUACUUCUUCCAGUCCUUCCAGUACCCACUCCCUUGGGCUGAAUGCCCGGUCCACAUCAAUGGAACCCAAGCCAUCGUGGAGCCAGAGUGUGAAAAGAGCUCGGCCACCACUUACUUUUGGUACCGUCAGACGCUCAACAUCACCAGCAGUAUCGACGACACGGGCGGCCUGAACUGGAAGAUGACUCUUUGCCUUCUUGUGGCUUGGAUCUUGGUGUGCUUGGCUGUCAUUAAAGGCAUCCAGUCGUCUGGGAAGGUGAUGUACUUCAGCUCUCUCUUCCCUUAUGUGGUGCUCUUCUGCUUCCUGGUGAGAGGUUUGUUGCUGAAGGGCGCAGUGGAUGGAAUCGCACACAUGUUCACACCAAAGCUGGAGAAGAUGCUGGAACCGCAGGUGUGGCGAGAGGCGGCCACGCAGGUAUUCUUCGCACUGGGCCUCGGCUUUGGCGGCGUCAUCGCCUUCUCCAGCUACAACAAGCGAGACAACAACUGCCACUUUGACGCUGCGCUUGUUUCCGUCAUCAACUUUGUCACAUCCAUCCUGGCCACGCUGGUGGUGUUUGCUGUCCUGGGCUUCAAGGCGAACAUCAUGAAUGAGAAAUGUGUCGUAGAGAAUGCAGAGAAGAUCUUGGUGUACCUCAACACCAGCGUGUUGAGUAAAGAGCUCAUCCCUCCUCACAUCAACUUCUCACACCUGACCACGCAAGACUAUGCGGAAAUGUAUGGAGUCAUUAAGACGGUCAAGGACGAAAACUUUGCCCAGCUGGGCCUCGACUCGUGUGUGCUGGAGGACGAACUCAACAAGGCGGUGCAAGGAACCGGUCUGGCCUUCAUCGCCUUCACAGAAGCUAUGACGCACUUCCCGGCCAGUCCCUUCUGGUCGGUCAUGUUCUUCUUCAUGCUCAUUAAUUUGGGUCUGGGAAGCAUGAUCGGGACCAUGACGGGCAUCACCACGCCCAUCCUUGAUGCCUUCAAGAUACGCAAAGAGAUUCUGUGCGUGGUUUGCUGUAUCAUUGCCUUCCUGUUGGGUCUGCUGUUUGUGCAGCGCUCAGGGAACUACUUUGUCACCAUGUUUGACGACUACUCGGCGGGCUUGCCGCUCACGGUGGUGGUGAUCCUGGAGAACAUCUCUGUGGCCUGGAUAUAUGGAACCAAAAGGUUCAUGCAGGACCUGGAGGACAUGCUGGGCUUCCGGCCAUACUCUUUCUAUUACUACAUGUGGAGGUACGUGUCACCGGCCAUUCUAGUGCUGCUCAUCACGGCUACCGUCAUCGAGAUGGUCGUCAGCCCUGCGGGCUACAAUGCCUGGGUGGAGUCAGAGGGCUCUGAGCGUUUCCACAACUACCCUCCCUGGGCUUCAGCCAUGGCCUACUCCCUCAUCGUGGUGGCCAUGUUGCCCUUGCCAGUGGUCUUCGUAGCCCGUCGUUUCAACCUGCUGUCUGAUGGUUCCAACAAGCUGUCCGUGUCCUACCGCAAAGGCAUGAUGAAGGACAUGUCCAACCUGGAGGAGCAGGACGAGCAGCGCUUCAUCCUCAGCAAGAACCCUCGCCAGGCGCCCUCCCCUGUGCCAUCCCAACGCCCUUACCUGGGGCCCGGCGGAACGCAAGAGAUGACCAACACCAACUACGGAACCGGCACCAAGACGGGCUACCAGAACAUCGGCUCACCCGAAUCUGAGCUAUAAUCUGUCAAGCUCAUUUUGUUUUUGGUUUUCAUCACACCUUUACUCAUCGGGUGCAUCAGGUCUAAGUAUGUCCAGUGCUCAUUAGCUCUGAACCCACUUUGUCAUGGCCAAUCCCCCAAAUGAUCAUCAGACUUUGACCACACCCUCAUUCGAUGGCUUAGGCCAAAAAUGCUCACAAUUUUGUGUCACUAAUAUUUGCUUCCAUCAGGGCUUUUGAGAAGAGAGAAGUUUGUUAAAGUAAGCCUUGGAAUUAGCUCAAAAAGGUGGCUUCAAACCAAAUGGCCACCUUCCUGUUCAAUUCCAGGUAUGGGUCCUUGAGACUUUUUGCUGCAUCCUGUCAUGAUUGACAGGUCCACCCAAUUUUGGCAAUUUCUUUCCUGCCAAAGCUGCUGAGCGAGUUUUGGGGGAUUGUGUGGAGGACCCUGAAAUGGGCUAAUAUGGAAAAGAGCACAAUCAAUAUGUGAUCUUUCACUGAGCCACACUGCCAGAAACACAGACUGGCCAAUCACAGCAUAGCACAAAAUAGACAUCCGACACGUGAACUUUGAGUGAUUUAGUUUACUUUUUUUUUUUCAAAUUUUGGUCUCUUGUAUCAAAAUGAAAGUAAGCUUUGGAUCAUUUGAAUCUCAACUCAAUUUUAUAGAAUCACUUUAAAGACAACCACAGCUACAACAAUGAGCUGCACAUAAAUAAAAAAAUGAAGCGUAAAACGUAAGACAAUUGAACACGACAUAAUUUAAAAACAUAAAAAGGGAGGUCAUUCCAGACUUUCCAGCACCAACCGAGAGGGUAGGCAAGGAUCAGAUGAGGUGAGAUCAUUCUGAGAUUUGAAAACAAAUAUCAGAAUCAGUUUUUUUUUCUUUCAAAACAACCCAAAGUCCCAAUCAGUCCAAUUUUUAACCUAUCCAUUUUAAGGGUAUAAGUUAUGGGAUGAAAAUAGACUGAAGGCAGGUACUCGCAACACACAAAUAUUUGUACAAAAAACCUUCCAAAUUCAAUUGUCCAUAACAUGUCCCUUUCUAAAACAGAGUCUCACUUUUCUCGCGCCUUUUUUCCCUCCCUACCUGUUUAACGAAGCGCGGGGGAUUGUGUUUGAUUGCCUCGGUGGGGGAAGUAGAGGUGUGACUCUUGUCUUUUGUGUGAGAGAGACCCUGGUGAACCCUCGGUGUGUAAAAAUAGAAAUGGUGUCGCCCAGGGUGCCGCUUUGGCAACGCGCCUUAGACACCAUGAACAUCAGGAGUGUGCUGCUGUCGCCUGUGCACCUCUUUGCUCAUGAGAUGCUUUACUGUUUAGUUAUAGCAUUGAACCAGAACCUUCGACACAACCUUCAGUAGUCUUGUAGAACGUGUAGAACAUUAAUAGCCACUUUCAGAACCUUGUAGGGGACAACCAGCACCUCCUUGAUAACCUUGAACCUUCUGUAGAACAUCCAGACUUUAAGUACCUCUAAAACCUUCUUCAAGUCACAUUCAGAAUUUUCGUGAUCACCACUAGGAUCUAAACCUGUAGAACCUCUAGAACCUUAAUGUCCAUGUUCGCAGUCUUGUAGCCCACUACAAGACGCGACUUGAUCACCACUUGAACCUGCGAUUCAAUAGGAACUGUAAUUAGGUGGAUUUUGAACAGUCCCUGGCCUUUUAGGGGGGAAGCCUAUGAAUUGGCGUGAGGCUGAGGGUGAUGAUGUUCUGUGCAAGACCUUGCUAGGAACCUUGUAAAGGACUUCAGUGCAGUUGUCCAGACCAGACAGGAGUGGUUAAGGGUUGACAGAUUCAGUAAAUUAAGGCAGCGCAAAUCAAUUGUGCUUCAAUGUCAAUCGGAUUUCUUUCAGAUUGGUAAACCUUAGAUUACGCCCGGCUCUCCAAGACAACAGAAGUUAUGAUAAAAUUAUGGAAAGAUUAAAUAGCUGGAGGUGCUCAUGCAAAAGUUCAUCAGUAAAAUUUAAAGUGCAUUGUACGACCAUUUUUAAAUUUCAUGCAAAAACAUUAUAUCUUACGUUUUGGAGUUUUGAACACUGAUGCAUGUUCUGCUUGCUUUUAGAAUACACAGUUGCAACCACUAGAUGUCUCUGCUGGUUAGCAAAGCUGCCUUCCUGUGACCCUUUCUGAGUGUCCAAAGUUGGAGAGCGAUCAGGUGGUUCGCUGCGUUUAUGCUCUCGUAUUUUAUUGAUGAUGAUCAUGCUGAUAUUCAUUAUUGGUUUCCGUCUACGUCUCCAACAAUGUCAACGUCUCCACGCACUUGUCUGUUUUAUUCAACUUAUAUCUCAUAAUGAUUCUAUAGUUAGUUGCCUCGUGAUAACAGCCACCUUGCACAACAGAAAUGGAAAUUGCAUAAAUGUUGCGCUGUUCAGGAAAGUAAUAGCACACAGCCCAAAUGUUUAAAUUUUGGCCUUGCCGCCAAGUCAAAUGCCCCAAAAAUGUUUUUUACAAUUAAAUUGUAUCGCACAUAAAAUUGCACAUCAAAUUUUACGUAUAUCAACGUUUGAACACAAACGGAUUGUACGGUUUACAAAUGUAUUUUACUUAAAAGUGAAAUACAACUGAACUGAAAUUAGGCUAUGAUUUUGCAAAGCACCACUAAGCAAACUUUGAGAAUCAUCAGUGCAAGGAUUUAUGAUGUCAUCUUGUCUUCUUUAUGGCUCGAGCCCAGGUACAUUUCAGCAAAAGCACAUUUGCGUGAGCACAAAGCAGCAGCUGCGUCUUGCUGCCAGAGCGAUGAGCUGCAGCAGCCGGUGAGCUAAAAAUAUGACCGACUAAUCGGCCAACCAGCCAGCCCGUCAGCCAGUCAGAAUGAAUUACUAUAAGAAACGUAUAGAUCAUGUCGUCUUGGCCGGAGGGACAAGGCUGAAAGCACUAAAAUACAAUCACUGGUUUGCUCGGCCCAAUAAUUUGCCUAUUAUUUGCUCUUUCCAAUAUAAUUGCCAUUGGAAAAUACAAAAAUAAAAAAAGUUGCUCUGAUCAAAAGUACAAUGAAUUGAAUUUGAUUAGACUAUUUUGACAUUUUGUAUCGACGACCAAUGUGUUUGAAGCGUUAUUGGAGUUGACUUCAUGUGUUCCAUCUGAAAGCGAAGAUAUGCUUUUCACCGUCCUUUUUCACUCUCAUUGUUUUCAACCGAGUCAUUUCUCGGUGUCAGAUUAAAAAAGUAAAUAAUCAUAUUUUGACUUUUGUAUUGCUGGGAAAAAAAACAAUGGAUGUAUGAAAACCUUGUUAUUGACCUGUUUGCUCUUCAAAUGCGUAACUUCUUUUAUCCACCAUGUAUGACUAUUUUACCAUGAUUCUGCACAAUUUCCACUUCUGGCCAUUUAUAGCGUGGCACAAAGUGCCAACCCUUGAAUGACUGAUUGGUUGAGUAUGGACCUGUCUCAAUACUUUUGUCGAUGCUUAUUCGUACAGUUCCAACUCUUGGGUCUGUUGGUUUUGUCUGUUGUGUUAAUUGUGAUUAAUAUAUAGAUAUAUCGCAUUUUGAGCCAUAGCCUAUGUAUAGCUUGAAUUAAACUUUCGCUAAGCCACACUCCCGAAAGGCAAAUUGGCCAAUCCUGGCCCAGCACGUUUGUUUUUUUCUAAAAUUAAUCGAGUCUUUAGCUAAAGCUAACAUUGCCAAUGCAAUCCCUCAAAAAUUGACAAGCACAACAUUUUUCUGCCCUAAAGUGAACAAUGAACUUAUUUUAAAAUAACCCAUUGCUGUUUGUCAGCUUUUUAACAAUGCUUAUGUUAGGCAUCUAAAGUGAGGCCUCAUGGCGUCUAUCUGUGGCGCUACGCUAACAAAGCUAGCUACAGGCUCGUGGUUGCAAUAUUGUCUAUAGGCCUUAUCUGUAAAGCUUGUCGGACAACUGUAAGUCAGUACAGGGAACCCCUUGACAUUCACCAACUAACCUCUUCACAUAUAGUUUUGUUUUUCCUGAAAUUCCAUCAAAAUGCUUCUACUGAAGGAGUAGCUAGCAGUGGUCAUCGGCUGACCGCAAACAAGGACGUAAUGAAAGAUUCUAGUAAAGAUCCUAAAAGGUCUCGCUUGAAAGUCGUAAUUGGUAGAUCCAGCAUCCUUGCACUUUCAUUGCCUUUUUGUCCACAAAAUCAAUUCAUCUGGAAGCCAUUUACUU
This is a messenger RNA of Syngnathus acus (greater pipefish), 6690 nucleotides long. RefSeq names its product solute carrier family 6 member 17 (gene slc6a17). Gene Ontology annotation, biological process: L-leucine transport; glycine transport; alanine transport. Gene Ontology annotation, cellular component: synaptic vesicle; plasma membrane. The coding region runs from base 404 to 2596 and encodes 730 amino acids. The transcript has 12 exons. NCBI's taxonomy places the organism in Eukaryota, Metazoa, Chordata, Actinopteri, Syngnathiformes, Syngnathidae. The record is from RefSeq and is a predicted model, not a curated record.